Molecule: messenger RNA, 450 nt
Organism: Sesamum indicum (sesame)
Lineage: Eukaryota; Viridiplantae; Streptophyta; Magnoliopsida; Lamiales; Pedaliaceae
Source: RefSeq, a predicted model, not a curated record
AUGACAGACAAAGGAACCAAGGAAGAAAGAAUCUCCACUGAUGUGAGACUUCAAGGAAAUGAUAAUCUUGGCGUAUCUCUUGUGUCUGCUCCAUUGAAUGGGAACAACUACUUAUCUUGGGCAAGAUCCAUCAAGAUAGCCCUUGGAGCAAGACAAAAAUUGGGUUACUUUGAUGGGUCGCACGCAAAACCAAUAGAAGAUAAAGACGCCAUUGAGCAAUGGCAGAAAAAUUAUUACAUGGUAGUCUCUUGGAUAUUGAAUUCAAUAUCAAAAGAGAUUGCAGAAGCCUUUUUAUACACAGAAACAGCAAGGGACAUGUGUAUAGAACUUGAGAUGCGGUUUGGUGAAAGCAAUGGACCACUUCUCUAUAAAAUCCAAAGAGAAAUUGCAUCCAUCUCACAAAACAAUUCCAAUGUAGCAACAUACUUCACAAAACUCAAGAAACUUUAG